AUAUAUUAUGCACCUUGGCGCGCACUUAUGUUGCAUUUUGGAGGCCAAGAUGACUGAAGCUAAGCUAAAUAUUUUCGUCAAUAACAAACUCCCAUCAUGGGUCUCGGCUCAUAAUUUUGCUAUGAUUAACGAUGGGAGGAUUGCUAUCUUAUGGAACCCCAAUUCUGUCAUACCUAUGCAUAUGCUAUGAAUGACCUCCUACAGUUUAGACUGAAUAACGAUCUUCUUGAUGCUAAGGCUACUGGUUUGCAAAUUAUGAAUAAAGGGAAUAAAGGGGAACAAGUGGGCUAAGAUUGAUAGGGUAUUGAUAAAUUAUGAAUGGGAUCUUCUCCGUUGGGAAUGCCGGGCUGAUUUCAAACCGAUGGAGUUCCAAUCAGAUCACUGCCCUGUCGUUUUGAACCUCAUCCAGAACAGCACCCAAGGACCUAAACCAUUCAUGUUUUUUAAUAUGUGGAUGCAGCAUGACUCCUUUGACAGAUUGUUGUCGCAGAUUUGGGACUGCAGAAUUACAGGAACAAGGCAAUUCAGUCGAUGCAGAAAACUCAAACUCUUGAAGCAACCAUUGAGACAACUUAAUAAGAAGGACUUUGGACAUAUUUUAAUCAGAGCUGAGGAUGCCAGGAAAGCCUACUCUAAUCUUAUGGCUAGACUUGUGAAUGAACCUGAUAACCCUGCCCCAUCGGAUGAAUCUGCCAACCUAAGGAAAAGGGCUUCUUUUUACUGUGAUGCUGAAAGAGCCUUUUUUCUACAGAAAGUCAAAUGCAACUUCAUUAAUGAGGGUGAUAAAUGCAGCAAGUUCUUCCAUGCUCUGAUGAAAAAGCAGAAUGCGGUGAACUCUAUCCCCUUUCUCAUCACUACCCAAGGGACAACUACAACCUCCCUCGAAUCCAUAGUGGAGGAAUUUUUAGCACAUUAUGGCAAUAUUUUUGGGAACACCGUGCCAACAUCUCCCAUUGACUGGAAUGUUUUUAGGGAGGGCCCCCUUGUUCAACACUUUGAAGCACAGAAUCUGAUCAGACCAGUCGAGAAACUUGAAGUGAAGGAAGCACUCUUCAAGGAAACAUUGACUCUGUUACCGUCCUGGCUAAUGCAAUUAGGAACUUCUCCCAAGUUUCUGGAAUCUGGAUUGUAUGUUAAUCCUCAGAAGUCCAACAUCUUCUUAGCCGGGGAAAUCAAGGAUAAAAAGCAUGAGUUACUGUCCUUGGUUUCUUUCCCUGAGGGUAAACUCCCUGUCAGAUACUUGGGACUCCCCUUGACCUCCCAAAGAGCCUCGAAGAGAGAUUUUGCUCCCCUUAUUGCUAAAGUGGAUGAGAACAUUAGGAAAUGGAAUACCAAAUCUUUGUCUGCACCUGGGAGAUUGGAACUGAUCAGAAGUGUCGUUCAAGGGAUUGAGGGGUUUUGGUUUCAGGCAUUCCCCAUACAUAAAACUGUAUUGGACCGAAUCACAACCUUAUAUAGAAAUUUCUUGUGGGGAGGUAAGUUCUGUAAGGAGGCUUGGGUUGAUAUCUGUAAACCUAAGGAUGAAGGGGGCCUGGGGCUGAGAGAUUCAACAUCAUGGAACCAAGCUCUUUUGGCAAAAAACCUCUGGAAUAUUGCUUCAAAGAAAGAAACUUUGUGGGUACAAUGGGUGCAUUCAUUUUAUCUUAAGGGCAAUGACUUCUGGACCUGGACACCUAGGAAAAAGGACUCCCACUUUUUCAAAAAAAUUUCUGAUGUUAGGGAUUCCCUUCUGCAAAAGUGUGGCGACAGAUUCAUGAUUGAAAACAACUUAUGUGACUUGGGUGAUAUGAAAGCUACCAAGGUCUAUGAGUUACUGAGGUCCAAAUCUAACACAAGACCUUGGAUAAGCAAUUUGGAAACCCUAUAUCCCCCCUAGGUAUUCAUUCACUGUUUGGCUUGCCUUUCGUGGGAGACUCCCUACGAAAAUGAACCUCCAUUUCAUUCCCAUGGACAACAGGAGAUGUGAGCUCUGUCAUAAUGAAGAUGAAUCUGCCCAGCACUUGUUCUUCCUUUGUGAGACCACUGCCCUCAUUUGGGAUGCCAUUAAAAAUUGGCUUAAGAUUACACCUCCCUUAACUACACUGGAGAGGGCCAUUACUUGGGUAAGAAGGCAACGGAACAACCAUUGUGCUAGAAGAAAAUUGUUGAGGCUGGCCAUUAUGUGUACAGUUUAUACCAUUUGGAGAAGCAUAAAUGGGUGCUACUUUGAUAAUGAAUCCAUUAAUAUUGAUACCAUCACCAGCAAAAUCAAAGUGGGAGUAUAUAAGGUGAUGAAUAGAAUAUACCCCCAGGAGGUUGUGGACCUGUGAUUCAAUCAUGGGGUGGUUUUCAUCGUGUUGCUACCCAUGUGAUCUUUUGGAUUCUGUUACCCAGAACUAGGGUAAAUUCUUCUUAGAGAUUACCCUAGGACUAAGGAUUGUGAUCUUUCCCCUUACCUCCAAUGAUAACUUUGUGUUUGAGGAGUUAGGAAAUGGAGAUAACUUUGGUGAUCAUGUGUGGGCAUUACAGUAAACUCCAGAUCCUUGGUUUGGGGCUGGAAACAGUAUAAACAAUAGGCAUCCAUCUUUUGGAUUCCUAAGGUUUUAACUGGGUCCUGGCUGUGGCGAUAUGGGGCGGUUGGGACAGUUUCUUUUUCUGAGAGGGUUGUCCCUCGGGGUUGGGUUGACCUUAAUGACUAUGUCUGUUGACAUUGACAUUGGGGCGGUGGAAACGAUGUUACCUCUUUAUACCCCUUCUGGUUACAAAAAGGUACCGUUGGGUCCCAGUUGGG
This is a messenger RNA of Cuscuta campestris, 2770 nucleotides long. Lineage: Eukaryota; Viridiplantae; Streptophyta; Magnoliopsida; Solanales; Convolvulaceae. The record is from the annotation of a GenBank genome assembly.